Molecule: messenger RNA, 4661 nt
Organism: Vitis riparia (riverbank grape)
Lineage: Eukaryota; Viridiplantae; Streptophyta; Magnoliopsida; Vitales; Vitaceae
Exons: 16
Coding region: 125-4360 (1411 amino acids)
Source: RefSeq, a predicted model, not a curated record
UCCUUCCACUUCGAGGAAAAUUAGAACAAACCCUACCCAAGAAUUUCAGUUGGUGAUACUGGAAGAUUCAAAGAAAAAGUUUAAAGUUUGAGAGAAACCCAGAGUCUUAAUCCGAGUUUGGAGGAUGGGUUCGAAGGAUGGGGAAGAACAGUGCAACACGGAAACGGAGGAAGGGACUGUGGCUCGCCAGAAGAAGAGGUCGCGGCGGGUGAGCUUCGCCGCUGAAAUCACUUCAGUUCACGUCUUCAACAGAGACGACGAAUGCGAAACCCCUCCGGAGUCCAAACCAAGCUCCGACUGCGACACUCCCCAAUUAGGGCUCCCUGAUGCUCCUGUCCUCCGUUUCCUCAAGGAUUUAGGCGACACUACUGACGACGACGACGACGAUAACGGCAUCGAAAACGAGGACGAUGAUGUGCAUCAGAGAAAGUCUUUCUUGCGCCCCUUUCAGUCUCCCUCCCCCGGAAGCACCAUUGGUUCUGCUUCCUCUAAUGAUGCAGACAAUUUUUUUGGGCCUGUAUCGGCGAGUUUUAUUAGACCCGGGAGAUUUUCUGACUCUGCAGCUUCGGAUGAAAAUCAUGAUAUUACUAUGGAUUCCACAGCAUUUUCCAUGCACUUUCGUAGCCUUGCAAGAUCAGACUCUGGGGGGGAACUCAAGACCCCAACAGGAGUUCGCCUUGCCUUUGAUGAGAAGACGCCAACCCAGAAUAGCAACCCUGACAAUGUAGGUAGUUCCAUGGUACUGACAGUGGCUAAGAAGCCAAACUCCCAAUCUUCUGAUAAAGCGAGUGCUGGUGCUGACUCUAAUGAGAUGAGUCUUGUAGGAGAAAACCCAAAUAGGUAUGAUUAUGGCAGACUGUCCCCUCAAUUGGAUGCUCUCUUGGCAGAAGGAAACAGGGAUUUGCAUGUUGUCUCUUUCUCUGAUCUUGUUAAUAGUCCAAAGUCUCCGAGCUACCUGAACAAGGUGAGGAACACUGGGAGUGGUGCCAUGGAUCUGAAGGAUAAUGGAGAUAUUGACGGAAACAACAUUGAUACCCAUGAGGCGUCUGCUAAGAAAGUUCCUGUUGCUCAUAUGGAAUUGAGUGAAACAAAUGCUGGUUUUAUGGCUGCUCCUAUUGACCAAAUCACUUCUGAUAGCUCACCUGACACGAAUGAUGGUCCAGCUACGAAUGCCUCCAGUGAUCACCAAAUCCGUACUCCUAAUCAGCCAGCUAAAGCCAUGACAUUUGGUGAGAUGAAGGAGUUUACUAGAGAUGCACAUGGAUUGAGUAGGUCAAAGGUCGAGUUCUCUGCCUUGAAUAGUGGCACUCUGUCAAAUUUGGAUAAUAAAAUUGUUCAGUCAGAUUUUUUAAUGCAGCAUGAAUGUGGACAUUUAAGUUCCGAUGAAGGGUGGGUAAAAGAAAGUUCUCCUAAAGAUGGAACUUAUAAGAACUCCAAUAUUGAUCAGAACGUUGAUCAACGAUAUAGAUCUCCAUUGGCAGGGUCUGUACACUUGUUAUCUGCUAAAAGACAGCAACAAUUUUUGGAUAAUGCUAAUUCACCGAGAAAUUCAUGGGCUGUUACUCCUUCCAAAAAUCAUCAUGGCUCAUUUUUAAGCAAUGAUCACAUGCGACAUGGUGACAGCGAGUCAUCCAUACAGAAAAGCAUUUCUAAGUUGAAAAUUCUUGAGGCUUCUUCCUAUGGUUCUCUUAGAGAUGGAAUUGGAGGGUCGAAACUCAGGUCAUUAGAUUACCUUUCUGCCACUCCUCCCCUAAAUGUUAUUCUGGAGGAAAAUAGCAAAGAUCCUCAACACAAACAUCUGGAUGUUCCCAUUGAUUCAUUAGAAGAGCAUUUAGGAAGUGUUGCACAGAAGGAUGGGAUUCUGACCCCAAAGAACGAAGGAAAUUUGAGCCAAACUGAUGAGACCACUGGCUUCCUUAAAGAUGGCAAAUCUCUGCAUCAUAUGUCUAUGGGCAUUCUUCAAAUGGAUGAAACUACUACACCAAUGGCAGUAGCACUUUCACCCACUCAGUUUACUUGGUCAGGCCAUAAAGUGCUGCAGCAUAACUUCACAACAGAAGAUACCAGAGAUGGGACACUGGUUAGUUCUGGAACUGAUUCUCCACUGGGCAAGAUCAUACUUGAUUGUGCUAGAGAAAAGAAAACAAGUAGUACACCUGAUAAGCUUGUUUCUUCUCGAAUGAAAAGGUUAGAAAAGAAGUUAUUGGCAUCACCAGAAUAUCAUGGGAGCCUCUCUAGGGAUUUGAAACAGCAGGAUCAGCAUAAUAAAUUUAGCUUUGGCUCAGGACAAGAUGGAAGCACAAUAGAAAAUUUUGCCAUUAACAGCCAUUCAAGUGCAACAGCUAACAAAUUGGACUCACCACACUUGGAAAGGAGAGGGCAAUCUAGCACACCCUUCAUUGAGAUUAAGCAUUCCAAAGAAUUCAGUCAAGUUACAAGGAUGAAUGACAAAGAGAUUAAUCUUCAUGAUCUGCAAAAUGAAUCUGGGGCAUUGAUGGACUUUGAAACACCUUCAAGGGAUAUGGACACCCUUAAUCAUCAGUCACCAAGCCCAGAAAAGAAUCUUCAAACUGGAGAAGAGUCAACUAGGCUUAAGAAUGAACUUCCUGGUGGAGGGAUAAAAGCUUCUUCUUUUCAUUCUCCUUCUCUGUAUGCCCAUAGAAGCACUAUAGAGUCACCUUUCGGAAAGAAAUCUGACAUUCAGACUAUGGUGGAAAAACCAAGUCGGGCCCUCCCCCAGAAAAAGCCAACUCAGAGCCCCUCCAAGAAAGAGCCAUACAAUGCAUCACAUGUUGAUAAUUUCCUUCAUUUUGUUGGAAAAGGCAUAUCGUCUCCUCAGGCCAAUCAGUUUACAAAUGUCCAUGGUAGUGGUGAUUGCUAUCAGGGACUCCACAUUUCACAAACGCAAUUUUCCAAACAAGAUGUUGAGAACUCUCCUGGACAAAAAAGAAGAAGUGAAGAACUAGUUCUCAAGGAUGUUGACAAUGAACUUGUCAGUAUUCAGAGGAGUCCAAAAAUUCAUAAAGGUGGAGGUCGUGAUUCAAGGUCCUUACUGGAACUUUCUGACAGAAGUAACAAACACACAGAGAGGAUGGGAGAUUAUACACCUUUGACGGAUUGGGCUGAUAUUUUCUCAAAAUUUUCAGAGGAUACAAAACAAAUUCUUUCUCCAUUGAUUGAUAACCUGAAUUUACGAGCGAUUAGCUUGCUAGAAGAUAUCUUACUUGACCUGCAGAAAGUUAGAGCGCAUGAGAUGUUUUUUUCUGAAAUCCAAUCUCAGAAAAUAUUAGACCAUGCAAGUAACCUUACACAUAAAAGAGCAGCUGAAACACGAUUUUUGCUGUCUAAAAUGGCAUAUGAACAGGCAAAACAGCAGUUAAUGUGUGUGAAGCGAGAGAAAUUGCUGGAAAGAGUACAACUAUUGAGCUCUGGGAUUCAGGAGUCUCAGAUGUUAAAGAUGAAUUCUUUCCAACGUCUGUCUCUACCUGGUGCAAGAGAUGCUCAAGUUGAUGAUGGUGGUCAUCAGUCUUGUUCAGUUAAUUUUGAGGGAAAAAUUGAGGAUGCCUAUGAUAAAGUGAGUGCAAUGAGGCAGGAAAUUGAAGCUUCAGAUAGAAAAAUAAAAAACUUAACCAAAUCCUUGCAGAGUUCUUGUAAGAUGAAGGGAAAACCAAGUUGUGCAGAAACUAUUCUAUUAGUUACUGAUCAUUUAAACCGUAGAACAUGUUGCAGGUUCAUACGUCAGGAUUUGCAGUUCUGGGAAGUUGAUGAAUUUGAGAAUAGGAAUUACCCUCACAGCUUCGUUCUCUGCUAUCGGAAUUUCAUGUUUCAAAGGUUCUCAUUAAAUGCUAGUCCUCUUUCAAGCAUAAUCAUUUCCAACAAAUUGAAUGAUACAAAAAUUGUGAAGAAUUUCCCAAACAUGGAUGCUUGCACCGCAUUUGCAUUUGUAAUAGAUGUUGAGACCACCAAGAAGCAUGUUGGUCCAAGAAGUUUGGCACAAGAAACACAAAUGACCAGUUCGCUGUUAUCUAAUCUACUAGAUGUGGUUGAGGAAGUACAACUAGCGCGACUAGAGCUUAGAAACCUGAGUAAGACAAGUUUUCAUUCUCCAUCAGUUGGGCAGCUUGAUUUGCACCUAUGCUUCAUUGAUUUGAAGAGUGGUAGGAAGGUGACUUUGAUUCUUGAUGUGACUUGUUUAAAAUGUGGGAUUUAUCCUUCGGAGCUCCUUCCAUCUCAGAUACAAGCUGCAGCUACUGGUACCCAUGAAAUCAGAGGUGCUGUUGAGAAUCUUAGAGCUGGAUAUCCUAGGAUUCUACGGCUUUCUAGAUGUGUUUCCCAUGUGAUUCAUGCUUCAAGUGGGUAAUCAAGUAAAGGAAGGAAGAAAGUUUAGAGGUCCAACAUUUUGUUGGACUUUUUCUCCAAUGCCUUGCUGGGCAAUUCUUCUGUUGCUUGAAUGUGAUUAUUUAUUCGAUUCAUUCUAUCUGGACAUGUAUUCCUCCCCCUCACCCGACAGAUUUUGACAUAUGCUUUUAUAUCUUCAAACUGUCAGUUGUAAAACAUUUCUAGCGUGAAAAGGAACGGGAUUGUUGUACGGUUGAUGAGAAUUGAGAAUUGAGAACUUGAAAGGUCAAAUGUGACUUUGCUUACCUUUAGAUGUUUUGAAA